AUGUUGCCAUGCGUCUUCCUUAGUUCAAUAUUAGACGACUUCUUAUUUAUUGGACCACCUAAUUCCUCUAAAUGCUACAGCGCUCUUAUGUCCUUCUACAAACUAGCACAGGAUAUCGGCCUCCCUAUCAAACCGAGUAAAACCGUUCUACCCACGACAACUUUGACAUUUUUGGGUUUGGAGCUAGACACUGUGAAAUUCGAAAUCCGUCUACCGCAAGACAAGCUCGUUUCCUUAAGGGAGGAGGUGCUCAAGUUGAAAUCACAGAAAUCAGCAACACUGAAGCAAUUACAAUCUCUUAUUGGAAUGCUCAAUUUCGCUUGUAAAGUCGUUCCACCUGGACGCACUUUUCUCAGACGACUAAUUGAUUUGACAGUGGGCCUAAAAAAACCUUAUCAUCAUCGUCGACUGAAUUCCGAGGCCAAGGCUGACUUAAAUGCCUGGGGAUUAUUCUUGGAUCAUUUUAAUGGAAAAGCACUCUUCCCAUCAGGCAUCACUCACUCUUCUGCUUCCCUACACUUAUUCACAGAUGCCAGUGACCUAGGAUAUGGCUGUACCUUUGGCAAGCAGUGGUUUUUUGGACAGUUUUCUAGCAAUUGGCUUCAAUUUCAUAUUGCAGUCCGCGAAUUCCUCCCAAUUGUCAUUGCAUUAGAACUUUGGUGUCAUCAAUUCAAGAACUGCACGGUGAUUCUACACUCAGAUAAUAUCGCUGUGGUGCAUGUGAGUAAUAAAAACACCUCAAAGGACCCACACUUGAUGACCCUAAUGAGGCGUCUUAUGCUCCUCUCCCUUCAACAUAAUAUUCAUUUUGUUGCUAAACAUGUUCCAGGUGUUUUAAAUACAGCGGCUGAUAUGCUUUCUCGUCUACAGGUAACAGAGUUCCAAGCUCGUUUCCCUCACAUGCAGUCCAGACCUACGCCGGUUCCUUCGACGCUUGUCAGACUCUGA
Messenger RNA from Saccostrea cuccullata (small rock oyster), 948 nucleotides. RefSeq lists its product as uncharacterized. Gene Ontology annotation, molecular function: nucleic acid binding. NCBI's taxonomy places the organism in Eukaryota, Metazoa, Mollusca, Bivalvia, Ostreida, Ostreidae. The transcript has a single exon. The record is from RefSeq and is a predicted model, not a curated record. Bases 1 to 948 code for a protein of 315 amino acids.